UUGCCCAGAAGAUUGUAGCAACAAGGAAGAAACAACAGCUUUCAAUAGGACCCUGCAAAUCUUUACCAAACUCUCCAAGUCACUCAUCUGUGUGUUCUGCCCAGGUUUCUGCUGUACAUAUCAGCCAGACCAGUAAUGGAGGAGGGAGUUUAAGCGAUUAUUCCUCCUCUGUCCCAUCAACUCCAAGUACCAGCCAGAAGGAGCUACGGAUUGAUGUUCCUCCCACUACCAACACUCCAACGCCCGUUCGUAAACAGUCCAAACGCCGAUCCAACCUCUUCACGUCUCGGAAAGGGAGCGACCCAGACAAAGAGAAGAAAGUCCUGGAGAGCAGAACAGAUAGCAUUGGAAGCGGCCGUGCAAUCCCAAUUAAACAGGGUAUGCUGCUAAAGCGAAGUGGCAAAUCAUUGAAUAAAGAGUGGAAGAAGAAAUAUGUUACAUUGUGUGACAACGGUGUACUUACCUAUCAUCCCAGUUUACAUGACUACAUGCAGAAUGUUCAUGGGAAGGAAAUUGAUCUAUUGAGAACCACUGUGAAAGUCCCUGGAAAGAGGCCACCUCGAGCUACAUCAGCUUGUGCACCCAUCUCCAGUCCCAAAACUAAUGGCCUGUCCAAAGACAUGAGCAGUUUACACAUCUCGCCUAAUUCAGGAAAUGUGACUACUAGCACUUCUGUGUCUCAGAUGGCAAGUGGGAUCAGUCUAGUCUCCUUCAACAGUCGUCCUGAUGGUAUGCAUCAGCGCUCCUACUCAGUCUCCAGUGCAGACCAAUGGAGUGAGGCAACGGUCAUUGCAAACUCUGGCAUCAGCAGUGAUACUGGUUUGGGAGAUUCUGUGUGCUCAAGUCCAAGUAUAUCCAGUACUACCAGUCCCAAACUGGAUCCUCCUCCUUCCCCUCAUGCCAACAGAAAGAAACAUCGCAGGAAGAAAAGCACUAGCAAUUUCAAAACUGAUGGUAUCUCAGGCACUGCUGAAGCCAAACGCAAAGCUUGGAAACUAAACCGUGUUGGUAGCCUGCGAAAUAUAUACAGCAGCAGCAGUACCAACACUGAAGAACAAGAGGAAAACUUUGAGUUUAUCAUUGUGUCCCUCACUGGCCAGACUUGGCACUUUGAAGCAACCACAUAUGAAGAAAGAGAUGCAUGGGUGCAAGCCAUAGAGAGUCAGAUACUGGCCAGUCUACAGUCAUGUGAGAGCAGCAAGAAUAAGUCCCGACUGACAACUCAGAAUGAGGCCAUGGCCCUUCAGUCAAUAAGAAACAUCAGAGGCAAUUCUCACUGUGUGGACUGUGAGGCUCAAAACCCUGACUGGGCCAGCUUGAAUCUGGGAGCCCUAAUGUGUAUUGAAUGCUCAGGUAUACACCGAAACCUUGGCACACACCUAUCACGUGUCCGGUCACUUGACCUGGAUGACUGGCCAAUAGAACUCAUCAAGGUGAUGUCCUCCAUUGGGAAUGAAUUAGCAAAUAGUGUUUGGGAAGAAAGUAGCCAAGGACGUAUGAAACCAUCAUCAGACUCCACAAGGGAAGAAAAAGAACGCUGGAUACGUGCUAAAUAUGAGCAGAAGCUCUUCCUUGCCCCGCUGCAGUGCUUGGAGCUUUCCCUAGGCCAGCACCUGCUGCGAGCUACAGCUGAGGAAGACCUGCGGACCGUCAUCCUGCUCCUGGCCCAUGGCACGCGGGAAGAAGUAAACGAGACGUGUGGAGAUGGAGAUGGGCGUACUGCCCUGCACUUGGCCUGCAGGAAAGGAAACGUUGUGCUCGUACAGCUCUUAAUUUGGUAUGGUGUGGAUGUUAUGGCCCGUGAUGCCCAUGGAAACACAGCAUUAGCCUACGCCAGACAAGCCACAAGCCAGGAAUGCAUUGAUGUUCUCCUGCAGUAUGGUUGUCCUGAUGAGCGUUUUGUCCUUAUGGCUACACCCAAUUUGUCCAGGAAGAACAAUAACAGGAACAACAGCAGUGGAAGAAUGCCCACCAUCAUCUGAGGAACUUGGGUAGUUUUCAGUGACCUAAAUAGUGUCUGCAGCCUCAUAGCUCCAUUUCUUUCACAGCUCUGACUUGUGUCAGAGUCUUAUAACUUUCCUUUCCCUUUUUCCCCUCUAUCCCUGUCCCAUCAAAAACAAACAAGCAAACAAAAAGCAUAUGUGGACAGUGCGAAGGGACAAGAAGGAGAAAAAGGGGGCUGCAGAAACCGUUAGUUAAAAAAAAAAUGUCUAGAAUGAUGAAAAGGGGGGUGAGAGAGAGUUUGGUUAUGGGUUCUCUAAUCAUAGCACAUGAUAUUGGACCAUUUUACUGGCUGUCUCCAGGCAUAGGCUGUACGAGUGUUGAAGGAGGGGAUAGAGGCAGAAGAAAGGAGGAAGAAGAAAAGAAAGAAAAAAUGGUAACUUUUCUUAAAUGACAGUUAAGCACAUCGGUACAUUUCACCUCUACCAAACGGAACACUUGGAUUUCAUUCUCUUCUCUGAAGAGCUUGACGGCAUAAAUCAGAAGCAAGCACAGAGUUUGUCAGGUUUGAAGCUCCUAUGAUGGUAUGUGUCAAAUCAGUUGUAGCUAAUCUGUCCAGGGAGAAUACUGGCUUCAUUACACUUGUAUAGUUGAGUUCUUCCAGCAUUACCGCUGUUUAAUAGAACAUGAUUAGUCAUCACGGAGAAAAAAGCAUAUUAGCUGAGGAGGUAGUUACAUGGCACGCUUCGGUGAUUGCUUGGAUGUGAUUGCAAUAUUCUUAGAAGCAUCAUAUUAUCUCAGACAUGUUCUUUCAAGCCCUUGGAGCCCUCCUUUCUAAAUUCACUGUCAUAAUUUAGUAUCUGUUUAAUUUUUCAGUCCAAAGAGAGGAAAUCAGUUGCUGAGUGUUAUUUGACUGCAGUCUCCUUAGUGUAAAAACAAAAUGGAAAAAAUAAAUAAGGGUAACUAUGAAACACAAAAAGGAAUAAUGAAUACUGCUAAGGAAAAACAUUUCAAGUACAUUUAGUAAAAUAAAUACAUGCAUAAAAGGCUAAUAUUUUUUCAGCCACGAGAGAGAUGUCAUUUUGCCACGGUAAAUGUCUUGCGUUUUUGGUCACUCCUGUGAUGCAUUGCCUAAGUUAUACAGAUUUUUGUAUUGUGUCGUUAGAUUAUAUGUAUGUAAAAUCUAUUUGAAUAAAAAAAUUCAUAAAUAUG
Alligator sinensis (Chinese alligator) is the source of this 3153-nucleotide messenger RNA. It is a transcript of the gene AGAP1, whose product is annotated as ArfGAP with GTPase domain, ankyrin repeat and PH domain 1. The record is from RefSeq and is a predicted model, not a curated record. The transcript has 13 exons. Gene Ontology annotation, cellular component: nucleus. Gene Ontology annotation, molecular function: protein binding; GTPase activator activity. The annotation marks the transcript as partial. NCBI's taxonomy places the organism in Eukaryota, Metazoa, Chordata, Crocodylia, Alligatoridae.